Erpetoichthys calabaricus (reedfish) is the source of this 1298-nucleotide messenger RNA. RefSeq names its product zinc finger protein OZF-like. Gene Ontology annotation, biological process: regulation of transcription by RNA polymerase II. Lineage: Eukaryota; Metazoa; Chordata; Cladistia; Polypteriformes; Polypteridae. The transcript has 3 exons. Gene Ontology annotation, molecular function: RNA polymerase II cis-regulatory region sequence-specific DNA binding; DNA-binding transcription factor activity, RNA polymerase II-specific. The coding region runs from base 1 to 1224 and encodes 407 amino acids. The record is from RefSeq and is a predicted model, not a curated record.
AUGCAUUUGAAGCAAAAUACAGAAGGUAACAUUCAGGGUCAUCUGCGGGAGUCAUCUUCACCAGCACACCCCCAGGACAAGCAAAGGCAGGAGGGCCAGCAGGACCCUCAUCGUACUCCGCUGGUAGUGGGAUAUUGUGUGCCUCUUGGGGAUCCAGUGGUGCUUCGCCCACCUCCUCCCGACUCUGGCUCCCAGUCUGAGACAGGGCUCAUCAUUUUAUAUCAAACCUGGGAGCACUUCUGGUGUCCCGAAACUGUCACUCGGAAGUCCUUCCAGGUGGAGUUGGAGCCCGACAUAACAGAGAGAGCUCAGCAGUCCUCCCAGCACCCAAUGGGACCCAACGGGGCUGAGCUGACGAACUCCAAUUCCCAAGAUGCCCUGAGGGAAUCCAUACUGACACCUCAAUGUCCUGUCCUGUCCUUCUAUAGCAUGGGCUUGGAGAGUUGUGGCUUCUCCUUGCCAUUUGCUUAUGGCAGACCACAACAGGCACCAAAUGAGGAAAAACUGAAGAAGUCGACAUCCGAUUUGAUACCAACCUCUUUGCAAUCUGCUUCCCUGGCUGUGACGAAUCAAACCAAAAUGGAUGCUAUUAACACUCAACAGGUGCAUAAUAGUAAUUCUGUGGAUGUGUAUGUUUGCCAGGAGUGGACCAAAACUGUGCUGAAAUCUGAAGGCGAUUCAGGAAGUCAGAUGACACAGAAGCCAUACUCAUGUUCUGAAUGUGAUAAACGAUUUUCACGAGUGAGCCAUCUUCAGAUCCACACAAGAAUUCAUACGGGAGAGAAACCAUUUUGUUGUUCUGACUGUGGCAAACGAUUCUCUGACAACAGCAGCUUUCGCAAACACACUAGGAUUCACACAGGAGAGAAGCCGUACUCCUGUUCUGAAUGUGGAAAAGGAUUCUCACGAUUAGGCAGCCUUCAGGGCCACACGAGAAUUCACACUGGGGAGAAGCCGUACUCCUGCUCUGAAUGUGACAAACGAUUCUCUGACAGGAGCAGCUUUCAGAAACACGUAAGGACUCACACCGGGGAGAAGCCGUAUGGUUGUUUGGAAUGUGGUAAACGAUUCUCUGAGUGGCGAAACCUUCAGAGCCACAUGACGAUUCACACUGGGGAGAGGCCAUACUGCUGUUCCGAGUGUGGGAAACGAUUCUCUGAUCGGAGCAAUCUCCAAAGCCAUGUCAGAAUUCACACCAGAUAUAAUCUCAGCAAUUCAUUUUAAGUCUUGAGGGCCUCAAUUUCACAUUAGUAAGUAACAUCUGAAAUUACAUGAAACCAAAGGAGCUACAAACAGAA